AUGUCCUGGUCGUCUUGGCUCCAGUCAGGUGUAGCGGCCAUCACCGGCUCACAAGAACCCGUCUACGGCGAAGAGGCAAUCCACUCCAUUUGCGCGACCGUGACGCCUGAGACUGCCUAUACGGAGCUUGACGCGUCAGACUACGCCUGGAUCGCGCCAGAAUGGGGCUCUAAUGUCGAGACGCAGACGUUCUACAUUGCAGCCGACUCGGGCCAUGUCUGCUUUGCGCAAAUCAUCCAUUCUAAUCCAACGGGUCUCGCGUAUACAGCGCAAUUUACAUGCCGUGUCUUUGACCCGAGCAAUCCGCAAGCCAACAUAUGGACCAGCACAACACUCGAGGACUGGAAUACCAAAGAUGAUGCAUGCAGGUCGUUCAAGGCCAAAGGUGUCUCUGUUAUGCUCAACGAGGAUAACACAGCAUACACACUCAAGAUCACAGUCAAUCCACAAACCAUUGUCAACUUUACCAUGACACGCGUGUCACCCGGCUUCAAGAUUGGUGCUGAUGGUGCGACUCUUUUUGGGCCAGACAAGGCCAAGCCAUGGGGUUCCAUGAAACACCUCUUUUGGCCACGCUGUAAAGUAGAAGGUGUCAUUCUCGUCAACGGUGCUCCCGUGGAUGUCAAGGGUCGAGGACUCUUUAUCCAUGCGCUACAAGGCAUGAAACCGCAUCACGCAGCUCGCAAGUGGAACUUCUGCAACUUCCAGGGCAAAGAUCUCUCUGCCACGAUGAUGGAAUUCACCACACCAGAGAGUUAUGGGAAUACAACCAUCAAUGUUGGUGGUCUGGCUAAGGAAGGCGUUGUUCUUGCUGCCACGAUUGACAACGAGGUACGGCACAAUGCAACCAAGCUGGAUGAAGAGACUGGAUGGCAGCAACCAACAGAGAUGGUCUUUAGCUGGCGUGGUGUUGAAACAGCAGAGCACAGUGAGGCGAGAAGACCUGUCACGGCACACUUGUCUUUGCAGUCGGAAACGCUGCUUGAACGUGUAGACGUCCUGGCUGAGAUUCCGCCGUGGCUCAAGAAGGUGGUCCAUGGUGUGAGCGGUACGCGGCCCUUCAUUUACCAGUAUGCCAAGCCGGCGACGCUUGAGGUACAGAUUGGGGAUGAAAAGGUGACGGACGAGGAACCCAGUACCCCUAGAGUCCUUCGCAGUCAAACAGCCGCUGCAGCCGCCAGCAAUACACCUGUCGCACAAGAAGUACAAGCGGCAACACAUCAAGACAAGCCGUCAGCAUCAGAACCCGCAGCAGAGCCCAUGUCAGAAUCCAAACGGCGCUCGUCACGCAAACAUUCAAAUCGCCACGAUGAGCUGCUUGAACUGGAACAGUCGGCAGGUGCGUCGUCUGCGCAGCCAGACGAGGUGUAUGAGGAAGAGUAUGAGGAGCACUACGAUGAGGAAGAUGACCGUUAUGAUGAGGAUGAAGAGGCAGAAGCACAUUUCAUGCAGUCUGCUCGUGGACUUACCCUCAACGCCAUGGCAGGCCUCUUCAGUGGGCAGGCAGGACAAUUCAAGAAUUGCCUACAACAGCUCAAGGCGCAAGAUCCGUCGAUACAGCUCAUUGCUCUGUCGGAGCUUGCCAACAUCUUGUCCAUGAGCACAGAAGAUUCCCUUGCUGGCUUCUUUCAGAUCGACGCCUUUGUUUCUGAGCUUGUCAAAAUUAUGAAAGGGCCUGAUGCAUUUGGUGAGGAAAACUCUGAGCUCAUGCUGCUAGCAUGCAGAUGCUUGGCAAAUCUCAUGGAAGCACUGCCCCCAGCAACAGCCAAUGUGGCGUAUGGCAAUGCCGUUCCUGUCUUGUGUCAAAAGCUUUUGGAGAUUCAAUACAUUGAUCUAGCAGAGCAAGCCCUCUCUACGCUUGAAAAGAUCUCAAAAGAUUACCCAAGCGCGGUCGUCAAAGAGGGAGGUCUUGCCGCUUGCUUGACCUAUCUUGACUUCUUCAGUACAAGCGUCCAGCGAACUGCAGUCAACACAGCCGCCAACUGCGCAAAGGGCGUCUCUGCAGAGUCAUUUGGCAUUGUGCGUGAUGUCAUUCCAACCUUGCAGACGGUCAUUGCAGGGAGCGAUGCAAAGGUCGUGGAAGCAGGUUGCCUCUGUCUCACCCGCCUUAUCGAGUCUUUUCAGCACAACACAAAGCAUCUUGAAGAGCUACUCGAGCCGAGCCUCACACAAACAAUCCUCGCCAUUCUCGAUCCGAUGAACGCCACAGGUAGCACCCUGAGCGAGCACACGCAAACGCGAUUCCUGCAUGUGUUGGCCCUCGGUGCCAAAGCAUCCCAGCUCCUUGCUGCACGUCUCAUUAGCUCUGGCCUCAUUUCGACUCUUUACCAGCUGCUGACCUCGCUCGAUGUGCCAGACACGGUCGAAGGUCUUGUUGAAAACUCAGUUGUUGUAUUGCAGGCCCUCAUCCAUCAUCCACGCGAACAGAUUGCAGCAAUUCUAUCCCUCAUCUCUGCUAUACUACCAGGCUUGCCAAGCGAAGAAUACUACAUUGGCUUGAUGGCACCACAACGCAGUGCGAAUGACAAUCGUGCGGAACUAUUUGAGAGGGAAUGUCCAGAGCAGUAUGAACGAUUCGCGCGGAUCGUAUUACCGACAUUACUUGACAUGUACAAUGCCACCGUCAAUGCGGCUUUGCGUCGCACGUGUCUGCUUGCGCUGCUCAAGCUUGUGAGCAAUCUCAAGCCAGAGGUUAUGGCGCGUGUGGUGCACAAUGUACCGCUUGCAGUGUUUAUCGCAGGACUUCUGGGCUCUGCCGAUGAGAACCUUAUUCUUGCUGGCAUUCGCUUGUCCAAUUUACUGCUUCAGCGUCUCGCAAGCAUCUAUGCAAACAAGUUGGCCGUCGAAGGCUGUGUCGAUGCCAUUGAAGCCUUGCAGUCGCAAUACGCCAAUUUGCCCGAGACAAAGUCUAUGCCAAUCAAGCCGCCUGCUGAGCGUCGUCAUACUCACGAAGACGAUGAAGAUCAGGAAGACAUCCACGAUGACGACCUUGAUGAUGUUGACGAAAUGGACGACGAUGAAGACAUGUCUGAAGAAUCGGACGUUCAACAGCCAGAGUCACACAUGAUAUACUCUGCUGCUUCUGACUUUCUGAAACAAUACAAAUCUGUUGAUGGAGGCGAUGCGACAAGGGAAUCGACUCUUGCAACAUUGUCGGACCUCGCUGAACGCUUAAAGUCAACAGAUAUUGAGACGGCUUUGAAAGACUUUGGUGACAUGCUUGCAAAACAACCAGUCUCUUCGUACUACCUUGAAAAGUCUGGCAUACUCGGCGCUUUGCUCACUGCGCUCACCAACGACUCGAGCGUCCAAAAUCGUCGAUUGUUCGCCAAGCACUUUAGCUCUGCAACUCUCCUUGUGAGCAAACUCCAGCAGCUUCUUUCGCGUGCGGAAAAAUUUGAAGUGGCAACGAGCUCAGCCGGUGACGAGCGUCGAUCCGCAAGCAUCCUGGCAAAGCAACUCAAGCUCAAGUUGGUCGCAGGAGAUGAUAUUCCACGGCCCUUUAGGAUGCUCAUGGUGUCGAUUCAUGCUAUUGCCACAUUUAAAGCGCUGGAUGACUACCUCCGACCGCGCAUUGCUGUUGCCAAACCCUCCAACAACUCUGGAGUCGCUGCACUCGCUCAGCUCACAAGCGCGAGCGCCGCUGCCGGCCCGAUUGGUGAAACGUCAGUUGACGAGGAUGAGGCGGCAGUCAGCGUUGAAGUGUCUGGUGGCAAGGCUAUUGCCAAGACUGCCGAUGGCGAAAAGAUUGCUACGCCUCGUACAAGCACCCCCGAUACGAGCACGCCACGCAAGCAAGCGCUCAGCUAUUCAGCGGCAUUACAAGCAAGUCCAAAAGACUGGCACUUGCAAUUUGAAGUGGAUGGCCAGAUUGUUGCGCAUGAUACGACUAUCUACGGAGGUGUCAGUCAGCCAGAUCGCAAUUUGCAGCGCAUCUACGAAGUCAAAUUCCGCAAAGUAGCUGGACCCGCGCCUGCGCCUGUUCAAGUGUCUGAAGAGCGUUCGCUGGGCUUGCCCGCGUCUGUGCAGAAUGACUCAGCUGCUCCAAUCCUCGAGCUUCUCAAGGUCCUCCACGAUAUGGAGACAUUACCUCCAGCCAGCUUUGUCAAUACCAAGCUGACUGCAAAGCUCAAUCGUCAGCUCGAAGAGCCGCUGAUUGUGGCGUCCUCAUGUCUGCCGCCAUGGUCCUUGGACUUGCCAAGACACUUUCCAUUCUUGUUUCCCUUUGAAACGCGCUACCUCUUCUUGCAAAGCACUAGUUUCGGAUACUCUCGCAGUAUGUCGCGUUGGCAAUCUCAAGCAAAGUCCGACGACGAUACUCGGCCCUUCCUCGGUCGUUUGCAACGUCAAAAGGUGCGCAUUUCGCGUCCAAGACUCUUGGAGAGUGCCAUCAAGGUAAUGGAGCUGUACGGUGCGAGUCCUUCAGUGCUUGAAGUAGAAUACUUUGAUGAAGUUGGCACUGGCCUUGGUCCCACACUAGAGUUCUACUCGUCUGUGUCUUUGGAAUUGUCAAAGAAUCGCUUGCAUCUCUGGCGCGCAGAUGACGAAGAAGCGGAGUAUGCAUUCAGUACAGCAGGACUCUUCCCGGCGCCGUUGCCUUCCUGCAAUGAAGAAAAGACCAAAGUCACCUUGGCUUUGUUCAAGAUGCUUGGAACAUUCGUUGCUCGCAGUAUGCUAGACUCGCGCAUGAUUGACCUGGCACUCUCCCCUAUGCUCUUCAAGGUGGACUUCACGCCAACUUGGGAGGAUGUUGCGCAGGUAGAUCCUGCCCUUGGCAAGUCGCUUGCAUUGCUCGCCCAAUUUGCAGAUGCUUAUCAGGCUGUGCUUGAUGCAGACAUGACAGACUCGCAGCGUGGCAAGGCGGUCCGUGCCAUCACCUUUGAGAACUGCACUGUGGAAGAUCUUGGCCUUGAUUUUGCAUACCCGGGCAAUCCAGAGGUGGAGUUGAUGCCUGGUGGCUCACAAGUCGAGGUGACCAUUCACAAUGUCGCCGACUAUGUGACCAAAGUCACGGAUGCGACGCUUGGCAGUGGCGUUGCUAGACAAAUUGCUGCAUUCCGCAAGGGCUUCUCGGCUGUGUUUCCUUACAGCGCACUGCGUGCCUUUACGCCUCUCGAGCUGUCCAUGUUGUUUGGUUCAGGGGAAGAAGAUUGGUCGGCCGAGACGCUGGCCGAUAAUAUCAAAGCAGAUCACGGCUACACGAUGGACUCCAAGACCAUCCAGAACCUCAUCAGCGUGCUGUCGCAGCUCGACAAGAUUGACCGACGUGCCUUUUUGCAAUUCAUUACUGGUUCACCCAAGUUGCCCAUUGGCGGUUUCAAAGCACUCACGCCGCAAUUCACCAUCGUAUGCAGACCGCAUGAGGCGCCCAUGACGGCAGACGAUUAUUUACCGUCUGUUAUGACGUGUGUCAACUACCUCAAGAUGCCAGAUUACUCUAGUCGCGAGGUGUUGCAGACAAAACUCGUCUUGGCUAUGCGAGAGGGGUCCGGUAGCUUCCAUUUGAGUUAG
Molecule: messenger RNA, 5511 nt
Organism: Protomyces lactucae-debilis
Lineage: Eukaryota; Fungi; Ascomycota; Taphrinomycetes; Taphrinales; Protomycetaceae
Product: Svf1-like-domain-containing protein
Exons: 4
Coding region: 1-5511 (1836 amino acids)
Biological process (GO): response to oxidative stress; proteasome-mediated ubiquitin-dependent protein catabolic process; protein polyubiquitination
Cellular component (GO): nuclear speck
Molecular function (GO): ubiquitin protein ligase activity
Source: RefSeq, a predicted model, not a curated record